UGUUCAAAAUGGUCCAACUUAAUUUCCAUGCGACUCGAAAAAGUAAAAUAUCUGGUCAGGGUGCGGCCUCUUGAUCAUUUUGAUUAUACCAAAAUUUGGGUAAAGAAACCAACUACUGUUGCACGCUACAAUUUACGGGAAUUGUUACCAAAUCUCAGGAUUUUAACUAUUCCAUGUCUCGGUCCCAGGGAUCAAAAUAAGAUUAGAGCAUUGGUAAACUGUAAUUCAAAUAUCAAAGGUUUGGUUGGAUUGAAAAUUGAUGAUCUACUAGAUUUGAAAAAUGUCGAGAUGGUCACAAUGGAUAAUGCUAUGUUCGACUAUAAACAUAAGUUUCAACCUGAUCAGUUGAAACAAAUUCGAUUUUUUUCAACAGGUACCCGCAUGCGAAAGCUUCAUAAAUACGUCCAAUACUUUCCAAAUUUGAAGCGACUCAACUUCAAUUGCUGCGAACGUAUCGGGUACUAUGGUCCGCAAUUGUCCAAUUUGAAGAUUCUGGAAUCUUAUUUAUACGGAUGGGAUGGAGAUCUUGAUGAAUUUUAUCUGUUGGACUUUUGUCCAUCUUUAGAAAGCGCUUUCAUCAAAAUUGCGGUACCAUAUGAGCGCGUUGAUUCGUCCAUAAAGAACUACAAUUUGAGAGAUUUGGUUAUUGAAAUAUCACGGGAUGAACAGCUGAACUGGCGUUUUGUACGUGCGCUGUUGUCCAAAUUUCCUAAUUUACAUCAUCUUGCGAUUAGAGGCCCUUGUUUUUAUAGUACUAUAUAUGGUAACGAAACAAAUGAUGAUCGUAUUAAGGAAUUGGUAAAGAUUCUACCAGAAAUAAAACUAUUUGACUUCAGAAAACUCAGAAGAAUCACGCGUAAAUCAGCGGAUUUCUUAUCUAAAUAUUGUGCUGAAUCUAAUCGAUCAAUCAAAAUCUAUUAUAACUGUGAAAAGGAACCAGAUGAUUGGCCAAAAUACGAUACUCCUCGAGAAUCAAUCGUCUACGGAUUCGAUUUCAUGAAACAUUGUUUUUAUAAGAGUUUUUCCAAUCUUCCGGACCUAAUUGAUGAAUAAAAGCAUCUACAUUUUAUUAUAUCAAAUAAUAUUAAUAUUCUUCCAUGGAAGAAGCGA
Messenger RNA from Panonychus citri (citrus red mite), 1110 nucleotides. RefSeq lists its product as uncharacterized. The annotation marks the transcript as partial. Lineage: Eukaryota; Metazoa; Arthropoda; Arachnida; Trombidiformes; Tetranychidae. The transcript has 5 exons. The record is from RefSeq and is a predicted model, not a curated record.